Mya arenaria is the source of this 1690-nucleotide messenger RNA. RefSeq names its product M-phase phosphoprotein 6-like. Lineage: Eukaryota; Metazoa; Mollusca; Bivalvia; Myida; Myidae. The coding region runs from base 157 to 648 and encodes 163 amino acids. The record is from RefSeq and is a predicted model, not a curated record. The transcript is spliced from 5 exons. Gene Ontology annotation, biological process: maturation of 5.8S rRNA.
UGGGCGAAAUGCAUCAAAACGUUGUUGCCCAAAACGUUUCUUUAAAAAUAUUCUGCAUCUGUAUCUGCUCAAAUACGUAGAAGGCCAUACUUCUGGCAUAAAUCUACGAAAUAAUUCUACAUUUGUUUCUUUUAAUUAUUGCCCCAACAUAUCAACAUGGCUAGGGACGAAUCGAAAACCAGUCUUUCUGGGAAUGUUCUGCAGAUGAAGUUUAUGAAGAGAAGUGCUCUAAGGAUUGAAAAAGAGAAGAGUGAAGAAGAACGCAAGCUGAUAAUUGAUGACGAACACUGGGUCCUAGACCUGCCGAAAAUUGAGGGCAAGGAAAGCAAAUAUGUGAUAGAGUCAAGCAUAGCAAGAUGUGAAAACCUGCUGUUUGGAAGGAUGUCUUUUCAAGGUUGUAAUCCAGAAGUUGAGAAACUCAUGAAACUUCACAACAACCAGUUAGCCCUUGAUGAAGCUGAGAGGAAAGAAAAUGAGAACAGCGUCAAUGACCAGGAAAUGGCUGAAAGGUACAGCACGCUAGUCGGAACAAUGGCCAAGAAGUUCUCAAAGAAGCGAGACCGCACAUCAGUUGAAAUGUCCCAGCAAGAGGCUCCUACAUCCAGUAAAAAAUCUAAGAAACAGUUCAUGAAACCAGCGGAUGAUUGAUGUUCAAAUAAUUUUCUUAGGAGAACAUUUACUGAAUGAAUCAUCAUAAAUGAAUGUAGGGAAAGCUAUGAUUGUUAUUAGAAUAUUGAGGGCAAUGAAGAAAAAUUGCUCUGAAUGAAUUUGAAAGGAUACAUGCAUUUCAAGAAAUGGUCUAAAUAGUGCUGAUCAUCAGCUAUGCCUUUUGAAUUUCAAUUUUCACAUUUUUUAGCGAAGCAAUACAGAAGCAAGUAAACGGGGUAACUGGUAAUUUUAAAGUGAUAGCAUGUUUAGCUUACUAAUGCAAUAAGACCACUAUUUAAAAAAGAUCUUUAGGCGUACCCAAAUCACAUUUUGUGUUUUGUUUUUACCUCGUGAAUUCAGAAAUGAACCUAGGCCUUACUGACACUGAAUAUUGGUGUUACAUUUAAAAUCAUUUGUUUGUAUACUUUUAAUGAUUAUUUAUUAAGUGAUAAGGCAUGUUUUUGAAGAUGAAUUUUAAAUUUUUACACCUUUUUAAUAAAUAAUGUUACCAAAUAUCAGAACUGUGUAUGUGUAAUAAUUUAUAUUAUUGAUUAUUAUAUUACAUAUAUAUAGGUAUACAUAAUGAAAUUUAGUACUGCAAUGUACAGUACAGUACUUGGUGAUUGUUGACCUACAGAACUGUGUAUGUGUAAUAAAUUAUAUUAUUUAUUAUUUUAUUACAUAUAUAUAGGUAUACAUAAUGAAAUUUAGUACUGCAAUGUACUGUACAGUACUUGGUGAUUGUUGACCUACAGAACUGUGUAUGUGUAAUAAUUUAUAUUAUUAAUUAUUAUAUUACAGAUAUAUAGGUAAACAUAAUCAUUAAUGAAAUUAAGUACUGCAAUGUGCAGUACAGUAGUGAUUGUUUACCUAAGCAUAUUAUUGCCAUGUUAUUGUGUUAAAGUUAACAAGUUACAAUAUACAUUGUAUGUUUAUUGUUGUUGUACUGUUUUAAACUGCCAUUAUGAUUAAUGUACUGCAUGAAUUUUAAUUACAUAAGAGUAUGUUUAUAUGGUUAAAAUAAAAAAACUCCAACUUUUAA